AAAAAAACCACACCUGAAGAGGUAGAGAAAUUCAAUCUCAUUUAUUUGUAGAAAACUUCAAGAAUACAAGAUUUUCUUGCUUUCUUCUUUGCCUUUCUCUCUCUCAAUCUCUCAGUUUCUUCUCUCUUUUUUCUUUCUCCAUUUCUUCUCCCUCUUUUCUCCCUCUCGAUCUCUCCACUUCUGCCCCCUUUGGUUGGCCAAAGCCCCCUUUUUAUAGACAAAGGGAAAACUCAAUCCCAAUGUGCUUCUAAUAUCUAAUCCAAAUCCCUAAGAUAACAACCCAAUCCUACUUGGAAUGGGAUUUCUUAGUUUUUCCCACAUCUACCCCUUUUCAAGUCUAGAUUCAUACCUUUUAUGCCUUAGAACUCCCCCACUUUGAAUCAAUUUCGAACUCUUCUUCGGCGACUCUUGAUGAUGACUUUCAAUCUUCGAAAAUUUCUUCAAAACUUGAGUAGAUUAAGGAUAAGCCAAGGAGAUUUUGUGAUUUUUUUCUGUGUGAGAGGGGCUGGUGGCAGAGCAACGAGAUGUGGUGACAAAUCAUUUUGCAUGGCUAAACCAAAUCACUUGGAAACUACGUCAGAUGCUCUGCAUAUGACCAAUUUGCACUCAGAACAGCAUCUGCUCUGUUAUGUUCAUGCUCGGCAUGACUUCAUCGAUGGUAUCGUGCAUGGUAUUGAAACUGGUGACUUUUUCUUCACAUUUGGUUCUACAACAAAAUGGAGGGAAAGCCAAAUGGGAAACGAUUUUCAACCUUGAACUCCACAAGAAGAGAGAUUAUUGGUGCAAGGCUUUAAGGUCUGUGAAUGGAGUGUUCGAGCACCCACAGGUUAAAGGGUUUCCAUAAAGAUAGUGAUCCUUA
Molecule: messenger RNA, 859 nt
Organism: Rubroshorea leprosula
Lineage: Eukaryota; Viridiplantae; Streptophyta; Magnoliopsida; Malvales; Dipterocarpaceae
Source: the annotation of a GenBank genome assembly